Oryctolagus cuniculus (rabbit) is the source of this 8506-nucleotide messenger RNA. Lineage: Eukaryota; Metazoa; Chordata; Mammalia; Lagomorpha; Leporidae. The record is from RefSeq and is a predicted model, not a curated record.
GAGGCCUUUAAAUGACCAUUGAUGGAGUAGGUGAGGGCCCAGGGAGUCCUGCAGGUGGCUUUUGUUGCUCUUUGUUCAGAUAGAUGCAGCAGCUGGGUGCAGUAUUACUCGCCCAAGUGUACACAAUGAAAUGGGGACAGGCAAAGGGCCCCUCCCACAGGUGGACAAGUCUUCCCCACCCAUUCUGACCUGCCCGGGCCUGUAGUUGCUACCCAGCCAGCUAAGGCUCCUCCCCCAAACAAAGGGGGAAGAUCUCGCAGACUUAAACCCUUUCCUCUGCCUUUCCCCUGCCCACAGUCCUGUCUCCUGCAGACUAAACUGGUGGAGGGAAACGGGUCCCAUCCUAUGGCCACCUCUUCUGGAGAGCCAGGGCUCCUGCCCUGUGGGUCCUGUGACAUGGUUUUUCGCUCGUGGGCCCUACUGGCUGUCCACGCUCAGCGCUUCUGCAUUGGCCGCCUGACCGGGGAGAUGACACUUGGAGCACAGCCCUCAGUAGCCACCCAGCCCCCGGGCCCUGCGGUGAUGUCACAAGAACCCCAGGGCCUCUCCGAGAAGGAGGCCAGCCAGUCUGCAUUAUGGAGGUUAACAGAGGAGGUGCAGUGGCUGCGGCUGUCCCUACAGAAAAUGCGACCGUGGAUAACGGAGGUCCCCCGAGAGUCUGCGGGGCUCUUGGGGCGAUCAGAGGCCGGGUCUCAAGACCCCAGCAACGAGGCUUGUGGAACCCCGGGAGAGCGGUUGCGGGCGCUGCACAGGACUCGAGCCAGGCGCGUGGCAGAGACGGAAGCCCAGAGACGGGCCCUGGAGCGACGCGGCGAGGAACUGAGCCUGCGCCUCCAAGGUAUAGCCCGGAGCCGAGGCGGGAUACCCCGUCUAACCGGAGUGGAGCGGGAGCUCCGAGAACUCCGGUCAGAGGCGGGGCGGACGCGGGGAACUCUAGAGAUGUUGGGUGCGCGCCUGCAGGAGCUGCAGCCGCAGUCUGGGACUAGUCUGAAAGCCCGGCAAGAAGCUGCACUCUGUUUUCCGGGGCUGCCCGCCAACCCAGCAACUCUAGCUGCUGAGAUUGGGUCCCUGCGUGAGACCUACCUUCGAGGUGGGGGUCGGGACCCUGGCAUUCUGGGCCAGCUGUGGCAGUUGCAGGUGGAGGCGUCGGCACUGGAGCAGCGGCGGUCGCGGACCCACAGGAGAGCACAGGAUGGGCCGGCCAGGAGAGCCUCUCGCUGCGGAAGAACAGGGGCCGCCUCGGGGGAGCUUCUAGUGGUGGAGGCAGAAAAUCGGCGCCUGGAGGCAGAAAUCCUGGCCUUGCAGAUGCAGAGGAGCCUGGGCCUGGGCCAGGUACCCUGGGGGCCUGGAGAGGUGGGACGCCUGUCCAGUCCCCGUCCACACCCAAAGGGAAGGAGAGAACCCGCAUUCCUCCCGCUGCCCGUGGCACCCCCGCUGCCUCCACUUCCAGGCUCCACGGCCAUCCAGUUGUUGGGUGGCACGGGAAAGGCUCAGCUUUCUGGAUCCGUGACGGGGAAGCUGGGCCUGAACCCACACUUCCUCCUGCCCACAUCUGAUGUCCUGGGCCCUGCGCCCUAUGACCCUGGGGCUGGCCUGGUCAUUUUCUAUGACUUCCUGCGGGGCCUUGAAGCUUCUUGGAUUUGGGUGCAGCUGUUGACUGGCUUGUCUCGAGAUGGACAUGACACAGGAGGGACUACAGCGUUGCCCCCAGCCCUUUGCUUGCCCCCGCCUCCAGCUCCUGGGCCCAUGGGCAACUGUGCCAUCCUUGCCAGCAGGCAGCCUGUGCCCAGACUGCCACCCUCACCAUCAGUAUCCUUGGUCUGUGAGCUACUGGCCUGGCAAGGGAUGGCAGGAAUUGGGCCACCACAGCCAAAGGCGUGGACCUCUCUGGUGCUAUUUGACCGAGAUCAACGGGUGCUAAGUGGCCGCUGGCGCCUCCCACUUCGGGCCCUUCCUUUGGACUCCAGCCUUAGCUUUGGGCAGCUGAAUGGGAUUCCCCAGGUGAGUGUUACGGGUUGGGCCUGGGUCUACUACAAGGUACAAAUGCAGUACCAUUUCCCUUCCUCCCAGGCAGGUCAGGCUGAGCUCUUCCUGCGGCUGGUGAAUGCAAGAGAUGCAGAUGUUCAGACACUGGCAGAGAUCAGCCCUGCAUCUGCCCAUGAAUACCAGUACCCACCACUGGUGUCCAACUCAUCCUCACUGGAAGCCAACUCCCUCAUCCCCAUGGCUGGUUUUGCUGACCCUGCACCGCCCACUGAAGAGCCCCGUGGUGGAGUCAAGGAUAAAGAUGAGGGUUUGAACUCUGACCACAGCUUUGACCCGCCCCCCCUGGCUUCUGAGCCCAGCCACGGGAUGCAGAUACCACCUCAUACUCUGCAAAAUUCAGACCCCCUGCUAGAAGCAUAGUGGUCAGGGUGGGGCUGAGGAGUAGAUGUUAACAAAAGACCAAGUUUAAAGACUGGGAAAGAAAAUACCACAUAUGGGCACCGGAUUCUGUCCCGGCUGCUCCUCUUCCAGUCCAGCUCUCUGCUGUGGCCUGGGAAGGCAGUGGAGGAUGGCCCAAGUGCUUGGGCCGCUGCACGCACAUGGAAAACCAGGAAGAAGCACCUGGCUCCUGGCUUCAGAUCAGCGCAGUGCUGGCCAUAGCAGCCAUUUGGGGAGUGAACCAACAGAAGGAAGACCUUUCUGUCAAAUAAUUAAAAAGGAGAGAGAGAGAAAGAACGAACGAACGAACCACGUGUACAUUUACCUUCUUUCUGACAAGGUGGGAAAUAUCAGUCACACAAUUUGAUGAAGAAGCACCAUCUGCUGGCUUUCUACUGGCAAUCUGACAAAAACAAAAAAGUCUGUUGGUGAUGUACACACUACAUGAGAGCAACAGAGGCUGAAGUGACAAAAACAAAACAAAAUACCUGAAUACCCACCGUGGAGACUGAAGAGCCGCCUCCACUAGGAGUGAAACCUGAAGUCGAGCUCCCCACCUGUUGGAGAAACGACAAACCCAGGGCGUUCAGGCUGACAGCAGGCACGCACUAGCCUAGUACCCAAGAAAAGCCCUGAUGUGCUAGUGGCUUCCAAGCAAGAUUCCAGGCAGACAUACAACCUCACAUAUACCUCCCACUCAGGACACAAGCAGCCAAAAGUCAGAAGAGGCAGGUGGCCUCAGAAAUGGAAAUACCAUAUAUUUUGUUAAUCCCUUUUGUUCUGGUACUGUAUUUUACACAGAAACUAUUACCCCAUUUUACACACAGAAUGCCCACAUACUAAGGAGUGUACAGAUGUAAUUCAAACCCAGUCUGCUCCAGAACAUAUUCUCUUUUAACUGCUACCCUAUUUGAUCAGGAUAAUUAAUUAGCUGAGCUCUCACAUUCCCUCUGUUCACCAACUCCCUGGAAACCCAGGUCAUGUUGAAAAGUUCAUAUUUAGGGGCCAACGCUGUGGCACAGCAGGUUAAGCCACUGCCUGCAGUGCCAGCAAUCCCAUAUGUGGGCUGGUCACUCCACUUUCCUGCUAAUGCGUUUGGGAGAGUAGCGGAAGAUGGCCCAAGUAAAUGCUUGGGUUCCUGUCACCCAGGUAGGAGACAAGGAUGAAGCUCUGGACUCCUGGCUUUGGCCUGACCCAGACCUGGCCGUUUGGGGAAUGAAUCAGCUGACUGAAGGUCUGUCCCUUUCUGUUGCUCUCCCUUUCAAAUAAUUAAGUAUUGUAAAUAAAAGGGGGAUAGGGAGGGGACUGAACCAACCAGAGUAGCUUUCAGAGCUAAUUCAGCUACAUUCCCACUACGCUGGGAUUCUUUUGCAUCUUCUAUCUUCUCUCUGAUUUCAGGUAGCAAUUCUUUCAGCUCCUCAAUCUCUUUCUCAUAUUCAGUAGAUGAUCCUUCAGCCUCCUUCAUCUGCUCAUUGAGCACAGCUACAAAAAAUAGGCUAACAUGAUCAGUAAUAAUUACCACAAAAGGAUUUGUUUUUAUCAACUGUGUUUUAUCAACUGCUCCAACUAUCAGCAUGAGAAGCAGCUGGUGUUCACUCACCCAUUCUCUUCUCAAUGACUUCAAUAGAUUUGCUGAACUGUGCCACUGCCUCAUCAUACUGAGAGUUGUAUCCAUAAGCCAACCCCAGCUGGUAGUGGGUCUCUGCAAGGAGCCGGUCAUGGGCUUCCAGAUACUGCUCUUGCAGGCUCAGGCAAGCCUGGAACUCUUCUACAGCUUGGAUAUAAUUCUCUAAUUAAGAGAAUAACAAGUAAAUGUACAACACUUAAUAAGGUAUUUCACACAAUUAAGACCCACUCUGCACCAAUGUUCCAUUUAACAUUUCAUUUGUGUUUAUAGUAUCUCCAAAGAAUGCCAUAAUGACUUUUUUGCUUUUUAGAGAUUGCUCUAUAAAAGUGUCAUUUUUAAAAAUCCAACCACCCAACUUAAAAUCAGGCUGGGUUUUAGAGAAUCUAUUAGAGGAAGAACAGGGCAGGCAGGGGAGGUUAGAGAGUAAAAUGGAAAAUGCAUUACCAGAUUCAACACUAACUUCUCCAAGUUUAAGAUGUGCCUGUGCAGCAUAAAGUUGGGCUUCUUUUGUUUCUUGCCUAAAGAAGGAGAUGACCAGAACUCUUUAACAGUACUUGUCCGAACCUAACUGCUUUCUAUUUUCAAACACCAAACUUCCAGCCUCAAUCUAGAAGCACCCAGAGCUUUACCUUUUAAAAAUGAUCUUUGCUAAGUCCAGCAUAUCCCAGGCAAGUUCUAAGUUCCCAAUCUCUUCCUCUUCAUUUUCUGGAAGAGACUAAAAUAUAUCCAAAUCACUGAUUUAGGUAAAAGAAUGGCAUCUUUUCAGAGCACAAAUCUAAAUGUUUAAUUUUAGUAUGGGUAAAAGAAGAAUAAACAACUUGACAUAUGAUUCAAAAUUCAGACUUGGGGCCAGUAUUGUUGCAUAGCUGGCAAAGCCACCGCCUACAGUGUUGGCAUCACAUAUGGGCAAUGAUUUGUGUCCCAGCUGCUCCACUUCUGAUCCAGCUCCUUACUAUAAUGCCUAGGAAAAGCAGAAGAUGGCCCAAGUGCUUGGUCCUGGCCCAGCCCCAGCCUUAUGGGAACUGAAGCAAUGGAUGCAAGAUAUCUCUUUCAAAUAAAUUAUCUUUACAAAAAAAAUUAGACAUUCUCCCCUAGAAACUAUAAAACGGGUCCCUACAAAAUUUCCUUAAGUCAUCAGUGAUUUGUCAGGUUCAGUCCUAACAGGACAUCUCCCUGGAACCCAACAGAUCUGUCCAUUCUGGACACUAAUAAAAGGAACCUAUGGGGCCGGCACUGUGGCGCAACAGGUUAAAGCCCUGGCCUGAAGUGCCAACAUCCCAUAUGGGUGAUAGUUCUAGUCCCAGCUGCUCUUCCGAUCCAGCUCUCUGCAAUAGCCUGGGAUAGCAGUAGAGGAUGGCCCAAGUUCUUGGGCCCCUGCACCUGCAUGGGAGACCCGAAAGAAGCUCCUGGCUUCAUAUCAGCCGUUGUGGCCAUCUGAGGAGUGGACCAGUGGAUGAAGACCUCUCUCUCUGUCUCUACCUCGCUCUGUUAACUCUGCCUUUCAAAUAAAUAAAAUAAACCUUAAAAAAAAUAAUAAAGGGAAACUAAUCUUCCCUAACCCCAAGAAAUGGGUGUCUACCAUAAUUAUACCUCCACUAAUAAGCUAUAGCCCUACAGUAAGAAAGCAGACAAGGGUAGUGAAUAAAUAACAACUUACUUUAUUCUCAAGAACUGAAUCAUUUGGUGUUUCUUCUUCAGCCUUGUCAUUUUCUUUAUCCUCCUCUUCUGAGCCUUCAGUUUCUACAAGCAAAAAUUCCUCAGUAUUGAGAAUACAACUAAGGACUAAUCAAAGAUUCCAAUAAACAUCUGUCAGCCUAUAUGCUGAGAUAGGAAACAGAUGCUAAUCCCAAUCAGUUAACAGCUGGACUGAAUAUAAAUCCUGUGGUUGCAGCUUAAUUCCAGUCUAACUUAGUAUAUGUAAUCUUAUCUAUGGGUCAGACCAACAGCAAUGAAAAGGCCAAGUGCUUUUCUUAUAAAAAGUCAACAUGGAUCACUUAGAAUGAGUUGAACUAACUACUGCCUCUUAUUCACUGUUACAGCUCCCAUCCACUCAGCCAGAAGCAAGUGUUUCUGGUAUCUUUAUUCCACUUGUUAGGUAAUAGACAUGGAAAUGUGCCAAAAGUUAACUUAUCCAGUCCACUGAGAACAAGCAUGCUCGAGACUAGCUUUCUCACAACAGAGCUGUGGAGAGGAAAGCAUAGCCCUUACCAACUCUCACCAAUGAGCAUGCCACAGACUCCAGCCAGCUCCAGCAUAUAAAGAAUUCGAGUGAGCAAACCAGUUAGUCACUCUGGUAAUGAUUCCUUUUAAAUUUGCAGCCAUAUUCUAAAACUCUCACAGGGAAGUCAGGUCCCUGUCACAAAGUCCAUCUGAGCAUAGCCGAUAUUUAUGACAAUUAAAAUGUUCACUUACCAAUCACACUGGACAAUUAGAAAAGGAACAGAUUAACUUUACUUGGGAUAUGGACAGUCCAAGAGAUGGCAAAAUGUAAAGAGGUGGUAGGAAACAGAAUUUUAUGAAUUUUUAAGUGAAAACCACUUGCAAGAUAUCUGUGGACUGGUGUUGCCACAUAAAGAGGAAUAAAGCACAGAAAGUAGGUGGCUAGCAUAAGGCGUUGCGCCAGAGCAGGUUAAGCUGCUGCCUGAGAUGCCUGCCAUCUCAUAUCAGAGGCCAGUUUGAGUCCCAACCACUCUGCUUGCAUCCGGGAAGUAGAGGAUGAUGGCUAGAAUACUUAAGUUCCUGCCACUCACAUAGGAAACCCAGGAGUCCCAUCCUCCUGGCCUCAGCCUGGCCAAGUCCCUGCUAUUGCAGCCAUUUGGAAUAUUUACCAGUAGACUGAGGACCAUUCUGUCCAUUUCUUCCUCUCGCUGUCACUCUGCCCUUACAGAUACAUAACUAAAUCAAUUGGGGAGAUUGGGGGGAAAGCAAGCAAGCAAGCAAGCAGGCAGGCAGGCAGUUUUGCCCAAGUUAGGCUGUCUCAGCACCCAGUCCUCACUUUACUGGCUGCAUGACUGAGGCAAAUGAAUUAGUAACCUUUUUCUUCCAUUUCUUCAUUUGUAGAAUAUGGGAAAUUAUACUAUCUUUUCUAAGUAGAACAGUACUGGCACAGAAUACUCAAAAGUACAGCUUAAGGAAAAGUCUAAGCUUUUGUAAGCAUUUAAAAAAUUAAAAAAUGACUAGGAAUGUCCAAGUGGACAUGUGAGGUAGCUUGGGAAUGAAAAUAUAUUCAAGGCAGAGCUAGGUUCAGAUUCACUACUAUGACUUACCGUUUUGACCCUACACAAGUUAUACAUAUAACCUUUAAGUGUCAACCUCUUCAUCACUCUAACUGGAGUAAUACAAGGGAACUUCAAGAAGUUCAUGGAAAAAUGGAAUUAAUUUUGAUGCAAAAACUGAAAUACAUGCAUGUGUACUCAUAAUACACAUUUUCCAUUAACUCUUUAAGACUCAUUGUAUUACAGCAAAUAGUAUUGUUUUGGAAUCAUAAGUAAUAAUGCAAUGAAAGAUCUCAAACAAUGAUACUUAUGAUCCAAUGGAACAGUUUGUUAGGAAGAUGACGUCCCUGUUACAGCUCAUCAAGGUCCAACCUAAGAGAGCCAGCAAAGCCUUUCUGUCCUUGGCUCACUAUCAUUACAAUCAAGAACUGAGUUCUUAAAAAUUGAGGAAUUCAGUCCUGUGCUUUUUCCAUAAAGAAAUCCUAAUGCCCAAUAAACCCAAUGGUGCUGUCAUUUAGCCAAUCCCCUUCUAGUUACCGUGCUUCUGCUGGCUGGAGUGCAAGGACCUGCACAUAGGUAAAAGGAAGUUCACAGAAUAAUCUCCAAGAAUUGAAAUUGGGCCUCUGAAAAUCUUAAACUUAAGAAACUCCUGUGGUAGUCUAGCAAUUACACAAGUAAUAGUAAUAAGCAACUGGAAUAUAACUGGGGUUAUUAACGCCAAUGUUAGAUGAACCUUGUCUACAGUAGAAUCCUCAAAUGACAGCACAACUCAAGUCAGACAUGCCAAUUAUGGAAUUACUAAUUAGAGGCUUAUAUAUAUCGACAAAAGUGAAUCAUAAUUAGACCAAAACACGAUACAAAGUCUCCAUAUUUUGUAAAAUUCUAAGUAACAGAAAAUUCAGUCUAUCGGCCAAAACAGCAUGAAACGAGGUAAGAGAAGCAACAAGAGGGUUAAUGGCUUUUUGAUUUUCUUUUUUGUUUGGCAGGGGGAGUGAUAUUGUCACUAAUGUGAAUGGUCUCGAAAACUAAAGGUUGAAGGGGCAUCAGGAUUCUUCAGUUUUGGUGCCAGAAUAUUCAAGGUAAUUGCCUUCAUUUAAAUGGCAUGCCUGCUUAAGUGUACCAAUUCAAUGGAUUCUACUGCUCUGCUCCUGCUUCCUAAAGCAGAGAAGAAAACCUGUGAACAGUGAACUAAAAAAAUCCAGGAGCAUGCAAGUGAACAUCCAUUCAGCAUUCUCUGCCA